This is a messenger RNA of Rhipicephalus sanguineus (brown dog tick), 2674 nucleotides long. RefSeq names its product 7SK snRNA methylphosphate capping enzyme. Gene Ontology annotation, biological process: snRNA modification. Gene Ontology annotation, molecular function: RNA methyltransferase activity; O-methyltransferase activity; snRNA binding. The transcript is spliced from 5 exons. The record is from RefSeq and is a predicted model, not a curated record. NCBI's taxonomy places the organism in Eukaryota, Metazoa, Arthropoda, Arachnida, Ixodida, Ixodidae. The coding region runs from base 260 to 2221 and encodes 653 amino acids.
GUCGUUCGAACUGUCAAUUAGUUUACGUUUCUCAAUUAGGUCGACGAAAGGCGGCGCGACCAGCAGCCAAUCUCGCGACGGUAAAUUCGGAGAGCGCGCUGCCAUUUGCAGUUAUGCUGGAGCUGGCGAGCUUGUUACUAGGCGUUCACUUCGGGGGCCCCGAGAAGCGUUAUUUGGCUCGGUGCUGACUAGUCUGAGCCACGGCGAAGCCCUUCUCAGGCGCGUGUCACGUUGUGCCCGACGAAAAUCGGCAGAAAGCAUGGAGACGGCAGUGGCCGUGCCCGGAAUUCACGUGGACAUGUCGUCCAAGCGGGGAUCGACGACCGUGUUCCAGCGGACGACGUGUCGAUCGGCGAGCGUCGAUCAUCGGCCCAAGACCCUGAAGCCCGCCAACGGAGCCGCGGCCGAGUCCGGCGUGCUCAGAAGGCCCGCCGCCGCCCGCGAAGAGCCCGCGAGCAACCAGAACAAGCCGCCCGCGCCGACUGGAGGCAAAGGCACGCACGGCAAGCGGCGUCAGUCCUUCGGCGCCGCGACCGACUACAGCAAGCACCUUUUCAAGAGGCGACGGCGCGACCUGUUCACGCCGCCCACUAAGUUCCUCCUGGGAGGCAACAUCAACGACCCGCUGAACCUGGCCAGCUUCGCGGACGACGAGGUGAACAAGCGCGCGAACGCCGUUACGCCCAAGUCGUCACCCGUGCCGACCCCGCGGCAUAGGACUCAGGUGGAGGUACUCAUCCCGCCCAACAUCAACGACCCGCUGAACCUGAACACGGGAGAAGACAUCGAGUUCAAGCUCAUCUCGCCCGGGUCGCGCAAACGAAAACGCAGGUACAAGCGCAAGUCUAGAAGUGAGGACGACCCGGCUACCGCUGACUGCAGUGCGACGGCACCCGCCGCUACUGCUACUGCCGUUGCUGCUACUGCUACCACUGCUACUACUACUAUAGACUCCUCGGCCCCCGAGGCCUCUUCGGCGACCGACGUCGUCGAUGGUGCUUCCGCCUCCGCUACCGAUGCAGAGGCGCCAACGGCGACGCCUUCUCCGGCCGUCAACGCGGCGACGACCUCUCGGAAGACGUCUGGGAGCGCUCCAGCGCUCGCUUCCUCUUCUUCCUCUUCCUUCGCGUCCGCGGCUGUUGUGAGCACCGUCGACAAGAUCGUCUCUCCCGUCGUGCCUCAGGGUUCGCCCGUCAAGUUCUUGCGUCGAAAGUCUUCGGGCGAGACGCGACGUUCGAGCGGCGGCGCUGCCGCCGCCUCCUCGACGUCCUCCCGUGCGGCGUCGUCCAACGCCAAGCAGCAGCAGAUGCACUUCAGGCCGAAGGACGCGCAUUUCCAGUACGGCAACUACAACAGGUACUACGGCUACCGCAACGGCGGCGGCCAAGAGGACCCGCGCCUGAAGGCCAUGAAGCCGGAGUGGUUCCGGGGUCUAGACGUGCUCGACAUCGGCUGCAACGUGGGCCACCUGACGCUGUCGCUCGCUCGCGACUUCGCACCGCGCAAGGUGAUCGGACUGGACAUUGACGGCGGCCUCAUCCGCGCCGCGCGUCGCAACGUACGCCACUACCUGACAGCAGCGUUGGCCGGAGAGAUGCGGUUCCCGGUGUCCAUGGCCAUCUGCCACGGUCCCAUCGCGGCUGCCGCGUUGCCCGGCCGCCAGGCCGAGUCCGUGGCCUUCCCGAACAACGUCUUCUUCGUCGAGGGCAACUACAUUAUGGACAACGAGGCCCAACUGGAAGCGCAGCAGGAGGAGUUUGACAUGAUCCUCUGCCUGAGCCUGACCAAGUGGGUGCACCUGAACUGGGGCGACGACGGCGUGCGGUUCCUGUUCAAGCGCAUGUACCGCCAGCUGCGGCCUGGCGGCCGCAUGCUUCUCGAGGCGCAGCCCUUUCACUCCUAUGCCAAGAAGAAGAAGCUCACGGAGGUCACAUACAAGAACUACCAUGCAAUCACCCUUCGGCCGGAAAAGUUCAACGAGUACCUGCUUUCACCAGAAGUCGGCUUUGCAAAGUGUGAACUUGUCGCCACGCCUUCCCAUGCUUCCAAAGGUUUCCAAAGGCCCCUCUAUUUAUUCACCAAAGCAGGCUCGCUAGACGAGUCACAAAGUCGGCCCGGGAACGAUGCAAAAGCCUCCAGCAGCAGCAGCAACGGCAACAAUAACAACAACAACAGGAGCUGUGCGCCUGAGACUUCAGAAGCCAGCGUAACGAAGGAAUGACUGUCCUCUCGUGGUGGGCGGUGUGAUCUUUUUUUUUUUUGUCUCGUGUGAUCGUUCCACUGCACAUCAGACUAUCCUCCCGGUGCAUCGCCAUAUGCAGGACAGGCCUUGCAAGUGUGCUCGUCAAUUCACUGAACAGUGUUUUUUUUUUCUUAAUCUCCCCGCAAGAAUUUUUUUGUGUGUAUGUUUGUUUGGUGCCUCUUCCAUCGUUCUGUGUUGGCUUCCAACUGGGACUCAGCUCUCCUCAUAAGAGACUUUCUCCACAUGCACAUAAUGCGGCGCCAUGAUCCAUUUGCUUGUCUCGAGUUGCCUUUUUUUCAUUGAGGGAGUAAUUUUUUUUUCUUUUUGGCCUCGUUCAAAAGCAUGGCUGAAGGAAAGCCAGUGCAGUGUUUUUGCAAUGCAAACCGUGUGCCAGUAAAGGAGGUCAUGAAAUGAGCUCUUGUACUGAAUUAA